Messenger RNA from Penicillium maclennaniae, 864 nucleotides. RefSeq lists its product as uncharacterized. The record is from RefSeq and is a predicted model, not a curated record. Lineage: Eukaryota; Fungi; Ascomycota; Eurotiomycetes; Eurotiales; Aspergillaceae. The coding region runs from base 1 to 864 and encodes 287 amino acids. The transcript is spliced from 6 exons.
AUGUCUAAUUCAGCGGCCGAGCCUAGUCUGACAGCAGAUGAGCGUUAUCUCAAGUCCCUCACUUAUGGGCUGAUUCUUAGCACGGGACUUCUGUCCCUGAUUGUCGUCAGCUUGAGACUUUACACAAGAGCGGUCAUCGUCAACCUGUUUGGACUUGAUGAUAUUGCCGUUUGCAUCGCGCUGGUCGUGACACAAUGUUUCAACGGGCUAGGGAUUGCCGUUGUCUAUUAUGGAGAAGGCCGGCACUUCGAGACUGUAUCCGCCCAAGAUCGAGCAAUUUGGCUCAAGGUACUAUUAAAACAGGCUCUGGCCGCAUUUGACUUGACAAUCACGAACGCAACUUGUUACUCUCAGUUCAAGCUGUUCCAAAUCGUUCUAUACCAAGCAGUGCUGAUAUUCGUCGCGGAUAUCAUUAUGCUAAUUGCACCCAUGUCAAUUCUGUGCGGAUUGCAAAUGCCCGUGAGAAAAAUCGCUGCGUUGAUGGCAAUAUUCGGAACAGGUAUAAUCGCCUGCAUCGCCCCUGUCGUCCGGUUUAGCACGUUGGAUUAUUUGCGUAAAGGGACUACGGAUUUAACGUACGACUCAGCGUCAUCUUUAUACUGGAUGGUUAUCGAGUUCAACCUAGGUCUUGUCGCCGGCUCUCUCUCAUCUUUGAAACCCUUGCCAUUCUUCCGCCGUUUCGGCUCAAGUGCAAACUCGAAAUAUACCGAGUCCACCGGCAACGAACCACAUGAGCUCGCGAAAUUCCGUGCUGGCGAAUUCAAAAAUAACAGGAAGAAGGGUGGUCUAGGAAUGGGGACGACUUUGCUGGAGGAGAGCGUCAACGAGAGCCAGGAGCGCAUAAUUCUUUCAAAGCCCUUGUAA